This is a messenger RNA of Motacilla alba alba, 6294 nucleotides long. RefSeq names its product basonuclin 2 (gene BNC2). The transcript has 6 exons. Gene Ontology annotation, cellular component: nucleus. Gene Ontology annotation, biological process: regulation of DNA-templated transcription. Bases 3164 to 6226 code for a protein of 1020 amino acids. The record is from RefSeq and is a predicted model, not a curated record. NCBI's taxonomy places the organism in Eukaryota, Metazoa, Chordata, Aves, Passeriformes, Motacillidae.
CAGAUUAUUGUUGCCUUAGCUCAAUUCUAUUAUGAUGAAAUAUAUAUGUGCCAGGUUUAAUUUUUGAUUAGUAAAUACUGUAAUACUGAAGAGAAUGUGUGAGUUACAGUAAGAAAUCCAAGAUCAUGACAGGAGUUAUAAAUAUGUGCAUGUUUCCAAAAAUUGAGAAAGUCCUUAAAAAUAUUUGGUACUGUUAAACCUUUUGAAGAGUAGCGAUAUUAACAAACAACACAGCUCAUGGCAGAGGGGGCAUUCUUGCCAUAAAGCACCAUUCACCCAUCAUUAGCAUAAUGGCUGCGCAGCCUAUUUCUUAGCCUUGUGUUGGUGCUGGAUUAAUUUCUGAGUGUAACAACAUGCAAAGAAAAGUGUGCAUUUCUAAUUGCAUGCACUAUGUUGAAAUCCCAUGGUGCUGCAUUCAAAGUAAAAAUUAGAGAGAUAAAGGUUUUUGUUUAAUUAUUUGGAGACUGUCUGGUUGCUUUUAUAUUAGAGAAAUAUGACAAACACUGGACAUGCAGAAGGAGAUGGAAGAAAAUAUUACAAAAUUUAGAAUAUAAAGAAAAUGCUUUCUUAAUUAGAACUGGACUUGGUUUUUCCCCAUCUUACACAUUCCAUCUACGUGGUUACUGUUGAGACUGGUCACCAAGGCUGCUUGAAAUACCUGCCCUCAGGAGGGCUCAAAGGGACAGAGAAAGGUCACAUAAUUAGACCUGAUUUUAAUUCAUAGAGACCUGUUUGUCACUGUCUCUUUAUGUUUCUGCUAGUUACACAUUAUUAACUGGGGUGAAUGUUAGGACCUAAAUUAGAUACUUAAGUAUGUAAUAUGCAGAGGCUGAACUGAAGUUAGAAUGCUGAGGAUAGUUAUACAAUUAUGUUUCCCUCACCAGAUGUAACUUUGCAGUAAUUAAAUAUAAUGAAAUUUAAGUAUUGUACUCAGUGUUUGGUAGCUAUUUCCAAAUCCUAUUGGUAAUACCACUGAAAUCCUGGUAAUGCCAGUUAUCUGUGAAAAUUAACAAACAGAAAUAAGGUGCUAUACUACCUUAUUUAAAAAAAAAAGGCUUUAUUAAACAAUUGAACUACCAUCAAGUCCUUUCUAUUUUCAUUCCUGUAAGGGAUGUUUUGUUAUAAUUAUGUCAUCACUGGAUUUUUUUUUUCCUUUCCUCCAAGUGAUUUAAUCUUUCUCUUUGUAUUUAGACUUCAGCUUUCCCUCUUUAUUUCACUGCUUUCCUUGGAACAUACGAUUAAUGUUGAGUUGUUCAGUUGUAGAAUUCUAUGGAAGUUGCUGAGAAGAGGAUGGUUACUUGGAAACAGUCCUCCCCUCCCCAUCCUAGGAAUAUCUAGAAAAAUUGGUUCUGUUAUAAUUUGUCCACAUGUGGAUUUGAGUAGCUCUCUGCAGUCAGUUAACCAAGGGAAUCUGCAUGGAAGUAUGCCAUAGCACACAGAAUUACUACUAUGAGGCUGUAACUUCAGUCUGCUCUUUUACUAGCAUCAGACUACCACCAGCAGAACUGAACCCCAGUCUUGGAUUUCAUUCCUAUGUAGCAGGAGUUUAUUAAGACAACAGAAAGCAGCAAGCAGCUUAAUAGCAUCAAGCAGAUAGUGUAAUUGUGUUGUACAGAUGGCUUGCAUGUAACAUCUAAAUAAAUAGUGGGUUCAGAAUGGUAGUGAUAAACCAACCAAGAUGGUUUUUCCAGUUGUGAAAUGUUUGUGUAAAGAAUGACCUUUUUUGUUUUUGUUCAAGUCUGACAGUUGAAGAUGCUUUUAAAACAUUCUAGUCACUUAGAGUGGAGCUAUACAACUCUGGUUUGGUAACUUUAAAAGGCAGAUCAUAUCCAUCACUGAAAUAGCAAGUCUCAGGGUUAUGAGAGAAGACUAGGGAUAGGAGAUGAGAGCUGUUCAGUCCAGUUUACAUUUGUCACUAGUGACUAGCUUUUAAAAAAUGUAUUAGCUGUGCAUGGUGGUAAGUAAGUUCCAGCUGCAGGGGAUUACUGCUCUGAGUGGGUCGGGGAUCUUGGAAUGCAUUCAGUUCCAUCAGGGGAUUUGUGUCCCUCGUCAUUAGCCUUAACAUUACUAAAGCACUAAAGAUUAAGAACAGACCAGUGUCACCUGCUCCGAAAUUCAGAAAACUCUCCAGAACUAUUGUAAACAAAACAAAAUAAAAAGUGGUUUAAAAGCAAAACAAAACAAAACAACAAACCACCUAAAGAGUUCUCACUCUUUAAGGAAGGGAGUAUAUGGCAUGACAUAGUGGAGAAGGAACAAUCUCCUGUAUAAAUAUAAUGCUGAGUGAAAGAUUAUGCAUGUGACAUAUAGGAAAUGAAGAAAAAUACCUAGAUUUUCACACACACACGCACACAAAAAAAGUUAUCUGUUGAUGAAUUAUUCUCCCUAUUUAUUUAAUGUGUCAUAGUGCUAAUUUACACCACAAACACCUCCACAAAUACCUUCCUGUUAAUGAACAUUUUUGUGGGGAGUUUCAAAAUCAAGAUGUGCUGCAAUUUUAAGGAAGUAUUUCCAAGGCCUUUACUCUCACAGGUUAGGAGUGAAGAGUUUUACUGUGUUUUUUCAGGGUACUUUUUUUUUUUUCCUCCAGAAUAAGGCAAGUGAGCUGCACAGGGCUUUACUUUUUUCAGGGAUUUUGAAAUUCAGCUUACAUGCCAGCAAGCAGUUUAGUGGCAGGAAGUCUUUCCUAGUAGUGCAGUCAUGAACUGGUAAACUAGAAGCAUCUGUAAAAAUUUAGAGGGAGUAUCAGCUUUCUCAAAGCUCCAGCCCAAGACUAAUGAGGUGCAAAUGAUAGCGCUGCAUAACCCUUCUCCACCCCAAUUGUGGAAUGAGAUAUUGCGACAGAAAGAAGUAAAGAAAUAAGACAAAGAUUUCAAAACUUACACUGCCCUUGAAAAAAGACUCAGUUUUCAGGAGAUUUUCAAAUGGCUGAGGUGGGCCAACCUGCAUAUUUUGCUAGCAAGAAUUUCAUACCUUCUUCCUCAACCGCAGACAUAUUUCCAUGGCACUGAAUACUGACAGAUGGAGAUUGUGAGCAGUAAUUGAUUUUUUUCUGCAUUCAGAAGAGGCAGAAGUGGAUGUGAGAGACAGACACACACAGAGACACAGAGAGCGAAAGAGGGCAAGAGACUUGACUUUAAGAGACUCCUGCACUGACAACUCCAUGCAGUUCGGAACAAGAACGGCAGCGACCGACUCUGGUUUCAUGGGGACAUGGCAGAACACUGACACUAACCUCUUAUUCAGAAUGUCCCAACAGGCCAUCCGCUGUACACUGGUAAAUUGCACAUGUGAAUGUUUUCAGCCAGGGAAGAUUAACCUGAGAACCUGUGAUCAGUGUAAACAUGGCUGGGUGGCACAUGCCUUGGACAAACUUAGUACUCAGCAUCUCUACCACCCAACCCAAGUGGAGAUUGUGCAGUCCAAUGUUGUGUUUGACAUCAGCAGCCUGAUGCUCUACGGUACUCAGGCUGUGCCUGUGAGACUGAAGAUACUUCUUGACCGACUCUUCAGUGUACUGAAGCAAGAGGAGGUGUUGCACAUUCUACAUGGCUUAGGCUGGACACUGCGAGACUACGUUCGAGGCUACAUUCUUCAGGAUGCUGCAGGCAAGGUGCUGGACCGCUGGGCCAUCAUGUCCAGGGAAGAAGAGAUCAUUACCCUUCAGCAGUUCCUGAGAUUUGGAGAAACGAAAUCUAUCGUGGAGCUGAUGGCAAUUCAAGAAAAAGAAGGGCAGGCUGUGGCUGUGCCAUCUUCAAAGACAGAUUCAGAUAUAAGGACUUUUAUUGAAAGCAAUAAUCGCACCAGGAGCCCAAGUCUCCUUGCUCACCUGGAGAAUAGCAACCCUUCCAGCAUUCAUCAUUUUGAAAACAUCCCGAAUAGCCUUGCAUUCCUGCUUCCAUUCCAGUACAUAAAUCCAGUCUCUGCUCCACUGCUGGGGCUGCCUCCAAAUGGCCUCCUGCUGGAACAGCCAGCAAUGAGGCUCCGUGAACCAAGCCUUACAACACAAAAUGAAUAUAAUGAGAGCAGUGAAUCUGAAGUUUCCCCUACACCUUUCAAGAAUGAGCAAGCAUCCAGCAGGAAUGCUUUGACCAGCAUCACAAAUGUGGAGCCCAAAACUGAGCCAGCCUGUGUCUCUCCUGUUCAAACACCUACGCCAGUCAAUGAUUUAUCAAAAACGGAGCACACAAAAAGCUCAUUCCGAAUUCACAGAAUGAGGAGAAUGGGGUCAGCCUCCAGGAAAGGAAGAGUGUUUUGCAAUGCAUGUGGCAAAACCUUCUAUGACAAAGGUACUCUUAAAAUCCACUACAAUGCUGUGCACCUGAAAAUCAAGCAUCGAUGCACUAUUGAAGGCUGCAAUAUGGUCUUCAGCUCUCUCAGAAGCCGCAAUCGCCACAGUGCUAACCCAAAUCCCCGUCUCCACAUGCCUAUGCUAAGGAAUAACCGUGACAAAGAUCUAAUUCGUGCUACAUCAGGUGCCGCCACUCCUGUCAUAGCAAGUACAAAGUCCAACCUAACUCUAACAAGCCCUGGGCGUCCACCGAUGGGGUUUACCACUCCCCCUCUUGACCCAGUACUGCAGAACCCUCUUCCCAGUCAGCUGGUCUUCCCGGCUUUAAAGACUGUCCAACCUGUUCCUCCUUUUUACAGAAAUUUACUUACUCCUGGAGAGAUGGUGAGUCCUCCAACCUCACUCCCAACCAGUCCCAUAAUACCAGCUGUGAGUGGCAUGGAGCAGCAUCCUCCUCCUCCUUCAGAGUCAUCGGUACCUUCAGUGUUGAUGCCCACCCCAGAGCCCAAUGCAGACCUUGCCCCCAAGAAGAAGCCAAGGAAGUCAAGCAUGCCAGUUAAAAUUGAAAAGGAGGUUAUUGACACUGCUGAUGAGUUUGAUGAUGAAGACGAAGAGGUGAAUGACAGGACCACAAUGGUGAAUGACAUUGGUCAUGACAAUCACUGCCAUUCUCAGGAGGAAAUGAGCCCGGGCCUGUCUGUUAAAGACUUUUCCAAGAGUGACAGAAGCAGAUGUAUGUCCAGACCAGACAUAAGAAGGGCAGACAGCAUGACAUCAGAAGACCAGGAGCAUGAGAGAGACUAUGAAAAUGAGUCAGAGUCAUCAGAGCCCAAAUUGUGUGAAGAAUCGCUGGAAGGCGAUGAUCGCCUCCAUGAACCAGGUGAAAAAUCUAUGAUGCACAGCGACCGACCAGAUGAAAACCACAAUGACUCUUCCAACCAGGAUGUCAUUAAGGUGAAGGAAGAGUAUACAGACCCUACAUAUGAUAUGUUCUACAUGAGCCAAUAUGGACUGUACAAUGGAGGCAGUGCCAGUAUGGCUGCUCUUCAUGAAAGUUUUGCUUCUACAUUCAACUACAGCAGCCCUCAGAAGUUCUCCCCAGAAGGUGAAAUGUGCUCCAGUCCAGACCCCAAGAUAUGCUAUGUUUGCAAGAAAAGUUUCAAGAGUUCCUACAGUGUGAAGCUUCACUACCGAAAUGUUCAUUUAAAAGAGAUGCAUGUCUGCACAGUGGCUGGCUGUAACGCUGCGUUCCCAUCACGGAGAAGCAGAGACAGACACAGUGCUAACAUAAACCUGCACCGUAAACUGUUGACCAAAGAACUGGAUGACAUGGGCUUGGACACUUCACAGCCUUCUCUUAGUAAGGACCUCCGUGAUGAAUUUUUGGUGAAGAUAUAUGGCGCUCAGCAUCAGAUGGCGCUUGACAUAAGGGAAGACACCUCCUCGCCUGCUGGCACUGAGGAUUCCCAUAUGAAUGGGUACGGCAGAGGCAUGGCAGAAGACUAUAUGGUACUAGACCUGAGCACCACCUCCAGCAUCCAGUCCAGCAGCAGUAUCCAUUCCUCAAGAGAAUCUGAUGCAGGAAGUGAUGAGGGUAUUCUCCUGGACGACGUCGAUGGGGCAAGUGACAGCGGGGAAUCUGCCCACAAAGCAGAUGCCCCUGCCUUAGCUGUAGGUAUGGGCACCGAUGUCCCAGGAUCCCUCAUGUUCAACAGUGUUUCGGUGAGCAACGGUGGGAUAAUGUGUAACAUUUGCCACAAAAUGUACAGCAACAAGGGAACCCUCAGAGUGCACUACAAAACAGUGCACUUGCGAGAAAUGCACAAGUGCAAAGUCCCUGGGUGCAACAUGAUGUUCUCCUCUGUACGUAGCCGAAACCGGCACAGCCAGAACCCCAAUCUACAUAAAAACAUUCCUUUCACUUCAGUAGAUUAGGUCAAGGAUGGACACAGCAUAAUGCCAGCUCUCAGAGAGGGCCCACUACAUCUGAACUGCCAUAUACA